AUGCCCUCCUCGCAUCUGCUUGCAGUCAUCACAGCCGACUUGUCCAAGACACAGGACCAAAGUCAAGGCCUGCGCGCGGCGCUCAGUGAAAGGAGUGUAACACUGACAGCUGAGACUGUCACGACGGCGAUGGCUCUGUGCACUAAUGAUGUGUGCAAUGGAAAUAUGCAGACAUGGAGGACUCAUCUUGGUGGGGUAAUGCGUCUUUUGGGUGCCUUUUUGGAUAGCCAAGGAACACUGCCCAUUGCUGAUCCUUACAUUCAGUGUUUGGUCAAAUGGUUCACAACAAUGGAUGUUCUUGCGGGACUAUCCGGAUUCAGCACUAGUGCUGUGAUGAGCUCCAAUACUGGGCUACUUGAUAGGUCUUUUGAUCUGUUGAACUGGAAUGUCGACGAUAUAUGUGGAUACUCCUUGAGGUUGGCUCCCCUGCUCGCGAGGCUGUCCCAAUUGGUGCAACGCCAAUAUCACACUGAGGCUGGAAUGCAAGAAGACAUUUUGGCAGAAACGCGGAGACUUGAGAUUGAGAUUAUCUCCCUUGUUGAGUGCAGUGUUUCUGGUGGAGACUCCUUUGAGCUACAGAGUACACAUCUUGCCUUUGUACACUCUGCUUUAUUACACCUCCACCGGCGAGUCCAAUCACUCCCAAGAAACCACGAGACAGUGAAAGAGGACAUCGAAAAAAUCUUAACCGCAGUGGAACACAUCCCGCCAUUUUCUUCUGCGAAUAUAUUGAUUCUUUGGCCCAUGUUCAGUGUUGGCUGUGAAACCGAUCAUAUCAAGCAACGUGAAUUUAUCCACAACCGAAUGGGCGACAUGCAAAGUCUUGGAAUGGGAAACUUUACAAGAGCACGAGAGCUGCUGAGCAAGUUUUGGGCAUCAGAAACAUCCUUGUCCUGGGACGUCUAUUUUGCGAAUCUUGGAUUGGAAUUGGUUCUAUUCUAG
Messenger RNA from Penicillium concentricum, 942 nucleotides. Its product is annotated as transcription factor domain-containing protein. Lineage: Eukaryota; Fungi; Ascomycota; Eurotiomycetes; Eurotiales; Aspergillaceae. Gene Ontology annotation, cellular component: nucleus. Gene Ontology annotation, biological process: positive regulation of transcription by RNA polymerase II. The transcript is spliced from 2 exons. The record is from RefSeq and is a predicted model, not a curated record. Gene Ontology annotation, molecular function: DNA-binding transcription factor activity; transcription cis-regulatory region binding. Bases 1 to 942 code for a protein of 313 amino acids.